Molecule: messenger RNA, 349 nt
Organism: Kickxella alabastrina
Lineage: Eukaryota; Fungi; Kickxellomycota; Kickxellomycetes; Kickxellales; Kickxellaceae
Exons: 1
Coding region: 82-267 (61 amino acids)
Source: RefSeq, a predicted model, not a curated record
UUUUAUUUUCCCGUACUAAUAAAAUGCAAUACAAAGCUAGGUAUGGCUGAGAGGGUUGUUUCGAUAAUAUUAUAAAGGAAGAUGAAAGCGCACCUGUCCUUUUUACUUUUUCUCUUUUAUUCCUUCAUUCCAGUCUCAUCACUUUUACACACACACGCUCUCUUUUUAAUACUCUGCAUUUCAUUUUUCAUUUGCAUUUUGCAUUCAUAUCCUCAUUUCAUAGCCUUUCACAGCCUUUCAAAACCUCAUUUAUAUACGCUUUUAUAGAAACAACAAUCUAUAAUAACAACUUGCUUUUUAUAUAUAUACACAUAUAUUUUUACACAUAUCCUAUUUAUUGCAUUUCCAA